AUGAGCUACGUCUCGGACCGUCACGGGGUUCACACCAUUCCAAAAGGGGAAUGUGCUGGCUGUGGGCAUCAGAUCGUGGGGCAGGUAACUUAUUUUGUUAUAAUUUUGGUCUUUUUUAUCCAAAAUGUAAUUUUUUUUGUAAAAUCAUAAAAAUUAUUGUCUUUAAAAACUUUUAGUAAAUCAUGGUAAUUUUAUAUAAAUUUUAAAGCACAUAUUGUUUAGAAACGCUACUUUUAAAUUCAGAUUGUAAUUGCCAUGGGUAAGAACUGGCAUCCAGAGCAUUACAUCUGUUGCCAAUGUGGUCAACAACUUGGCAACGUGCCGUACUUCGAGAGAGGCGGCAAACCGUACUGUGAAAGAGACUAUCAAGACCUGUUCUUACCUCGAUGUGCUUUCUGUGACGAGGCUAUUAAGGAUGCAAGUUUAAAUUUAAAUUUUCUAGUUUUAAAAAGUGUUGAAGGUUAUUGUUGGAUCAGGUCAUUAUUUUUCAUAAUAUUUUUUAUUUUAAUAAAAAAUAAGAUUUAAAAGUUUUCCAUGUACUUUUGACUACAUUAUCGUUUAAGUAAACAAAUAAAUGUUUUUAGAGAUGUGUACAUGCCUUAGGCAAGGUAUACCACACCGAACACUUCGUAUGUGCUGAAUGUGAGUCAGACUUUGGAAUCGAUGGAUACUACGAGAAGGAUGGAGUGGCAUACUGUAAGAUGGACUAUUUGAGGUUGUUUGGUCCCAAGUGUCAUGGAUGUAAGGGACCAGUUCAGAAUCAGUUCAUCUCAGCUUUGGGGCAUACUUGGGACCGGGAUUGCUUUGUCUGCACGGUAUGUUGGUUUUGUAAUAUUUCAAAGUUUAAAAUUUUAAAAAUAUUCAGCCUUUAAAUGCAAGUUAUUUUUAAAAUUUUGGUUAGAUUGUGUCGUUAUUAAACUUAAAAACAAUGAAAACACUAACCUACAACAAUAUACUGUUAUGAAGGACAAUAAGCCGGAAACUUCAGGACUGUCACUCACCAUUCCUGAACGGCACGUUCUUCGAGUGGAAGGGAAUGCCGUUGUGUGAGAAGGAUUACCAUUUGAGGCGAGGCUCGGUCUGCUGCCACUGUAAUCUGCCCAUCCACGGCCGGUGUGUGAUUGCCUUAGGGAAACACUUCCAUCCCGAGCACUUCCAAUGUUCCCGUUGUCGUAAACAGCUGACAAGGGCCAACUUCAAGCAAAUCCAUGAGAAGGCUUACUGCCAGAAGUGUUCGCAGAAACUAAUCCCACCCAUCGAGUAUGUGAAACAAUAA
Messenger RNA from Bursaphelenchus okinawaensis, 1276 nucleotides. Lineage: Eukaryota; Metazoa; Nematoda; Chromadorea; Rhabditida; Aphelenchoididae. The record is from the annotation of a GenBank genome assembly.